This is a messenger RNA of Triticum turgidum subsp. durum (durum wheat), 1206 nucleotides long. The record is from the annotation of a GenBank genome assembly. NCBI's taxonomy places the organism in Eukaryota, Viridiplantae, Streptophyta, Magnoliopsida, Poales, Poaceae.
AUGCCAGAACUGAGCCGGGCCUAUGUGGAAUGCGUUUGGGCCGGGCCUAGGUGGAAUGCGUUGGGCCGGGCCUGGGAGACGAGAACUGCAGUGCACUUUGGUGGUUCGACGGGGUACGGCCACGACGACGCCGGCGGCCGGGAGGCGCUCGACUCCGUCUUCGCCCACGUCGUCGGCGCCGAGGCCGCCAUCGUGCGCCCCCAGUUCUUCUCCGGCACGCAUGCCAUCGCCUGCGCUCUGUUCGCGCUGCUGCGUCCCGGACACGAGCUCUUGGCGGUCGCCGGGCCUCCAUAUGACACCCUGGAGGAGGUCAUUGGGAUCAGAGGUUCGGCCAAUGUAGGAUCGCUUAAGGACUUUGGAGUUACAUACCGAGAAGUUCCGCUCGCAGCAGAUGGUGGCCUUGACUGGGAUGCUCUUGCGUGUGCCGUCGGACCAGAGACCGGGUGCGCGCUCAUACAGAGGUCCUGCGGUUACUCGUGGCGCAAGAGCCUGGGCGUAGCUGAUAUCCGUAGAGCCAUUGAUUUGAUCAAGGCAAGAUUAUAUCAUAUGCAAAAUCCAAACUGCAAGGUCAUGGUUGACAACUGCUACGGUGAAUUUGUUGAGAUAUCAGAGCCUCCAAUGGUGGGAGCAGAUCUGAUUGCCGGUAGCUUGAUAAAGAACCCCGGUGGUACCAUCACGCCUUGUGGUGGCUACGUUGCUGGGAAGAAAGAUUUGGUUGCCGCAGCUGCAGCUCGCCUAUCCGCACCGGGCCUUGGGGUGGAGUUUGGGUCCGCACCUGGACAUGUUAUGCGAGCAAUGUUUCAGGGCUUGUUUCUUGCUCCGCAGAUGGUUGGAGAGGCAGUAAAAGGUGGUUUGCUAAUUGCAGAAGUCAUGUCAGCCAAGGGCUAUAGAGUUCAACCACUUCCAAGGGCGCCACGCCAUGAUAUUGUGCAGGCAGUAGAGCUUGGCAACAGGGAGAGACUCAUAGCAUUCUGUGAAGUUGUCCAACAAACCUGCCCAGUAGGAUCAUUUAUUAAGCCAACCGCUGGGGAAACUCCUGGUUAUGCUUCAGAGGUCAUUUUUGCUGAUGGGACAUUCAUGGAUGGAAGCACAAGCGAGCUAUCAUGUGACGGGCCCUUAAGAGAUCCAUACGCUGUCUUCUGUCAGGGAGGAACGCAUUGGACACAAUGGGCUCUUGUCCUGGGUGAAGUUCUCAAGGUCAUAUAG